UCGCUGAUUAUACGAUAAAGAUACCCGCACGCAAAUCGCCUGCAGCACAUUUUUGAACAGACAACUCUCUUUUCAAGAAAUCGCAAUGUUCAGGCCCAACAGCUUCAUGGACACUUUACCCCCAAAUACCGGAGACGGAAAGGAGAACUUCAACCUUGAGGAGUUCGUAGGGAGCCUCCCCGUUAAGUCUGCACCCUUCGAGAAGCGCUUCGUGAGUGAUGCCAUCUUGGAAGGACUUAUCUCAGGAGACUGCAUCAUGUCUACUACGAGGAACAUGUACCCUCCACUGGCCCUGACAGAACCCUCCUUCAUACCCUACCCUCCUCUACCUUACACACCACUACCACUACCAGUCAUACCAUGCUGUAUCCCCUGCUGCAACCCAGUAGAUAGCUGGCACUCAGGUCUCUACAGCGGGCUCUACCCCACCACCUGCAAUCCCCUUCUACCAAUCCUUCAACACAAAGAAGUUGCUGCCCCCUUCAUUAGACCUCCUAAACGUCCCCUGGAGAGCAAGAUUACGUGGAGUGCUGCUUACAAUAUGGACUACAACUACAACCCCCCGGCAAUGACCAUGGCUGGAUCCAGACCGUACAGUCAACCCCGCACCUUCGGGUACCCCCGAGCUACUAACUUCAGCACCGUCGCCCCGGACAUCUUACCACGGGUGAUCCCUGACUGUGACAUAGCUCCACCUAGAUUAUCUGGAUUAGCUCCGCCCAAAACAAGAGCUGGAGAAUACCUGAUACAGAAACCAAGACCGGCUCACGCUAUGGCUACAAUCCCACUGACAGCAGCUGCUAUGGCAACCAUUCCUCUGACGGCAGCUGCUAUGGCAACCAUUCCUUUGACGGCAGCAGCUGCUAUGGCAACCAUACCUCUGACGGCAGCUCAUCACGCCAUGGCGGCUAAUCCCCAUACAACUCUGGCGGCACACCCUCUGGCAGCACACCCUCUGGCGGCACAUCAAAUGGCGGCACAUCCAAUCCUUCCCAGUCCUAUCCUGCCCCCUCCCACUUUGCCCAGCACUGUGGACAUAAAGAAGAAACCAGUGACAUAUCGCUUCGUCUACCCCAAAAAAGAAAAGAAGUACAUCCGAGUAAAGAGUAAGAAACUCCACAAGUGUCGCAAGGCCCCGACUAGAGCGCAGAAACUUGUCCUCUCCCUAACUAAACCCCUGCUGGACUGCUACAGAAAAGGACUAGACACAAUCUCGAGAAAGAUCCCCAUUGACACUGACUCCAACUCCAAAUCAAGUUGUAGUAAUGGCCCAAGUUCCCCCAAAGAAGUUCCCCUGGACCCUGGAUAUGACUUACUAGCUGUAGCUAUGCUUACCAAGUGCCUACAUUUCGAGCAAUCGAAUGUGAACCCCCUGCACCCCUUAAAACGUUACGUUGUCGAAAACAAUGCUUCCGGGAAACGCUCUCGCGAAAGUGAGCCCCACACGGCUUCCAUGUUUUGAUUGUUUGAUGUUUCUUUUUUGUUACGGUGUUAAAUUUAACAAUACUCUGUGAGUGGUUUGCUUCACAGCCAGUGUUAUUAAAAGAUUUGUGCAAAAGAUUUGUGCAAAAUUUCGGUAAAUGCAAAAACGAAGUAUUAUGAAAUAUUAUGAUACAAAAUUACAUUUUACGUAAUUCUGCAAAUAUUUGAUAUUAUGAAAUAUUAUGAUAAAAGAUUUCAUUUUAUGUAAUUCUGAUGAAUAUUCCGAAUAAGGGUAAGUUAAUCUGUCAAUUAUUAAACUAGGCCCACUGAUCUGUCACUCCAUCAGACCAGACAAUCUGAAAUCGGGUCUUUACAACUUAUGACAAUGAUUACAGAUGCUGACUAAUACAUGGUUAAUCAAACUGAACCUCAUUAGUCGGAUUUAUGUAGAAUAAAUUUUAGAAUUGUAGAAUAAAUAUUGCAAGCGAUUGUCCGUGGGGAAGAACGUUGUUAUGUCGAAUUUGACAGCCCAUUCUACUCAGCAGUGCUCGGUAGGAUAAUCUACAAACACUCUCUCUGUGGGGGAGUGUUUGUACGGUAUAACAUUCCGCCAGAUAGUAUUGAUCUCCGGUUUAUCCAGGAUCCUAUCGGGCUACUGUUGGGUUUACUGUGUUGUGAAAGGAGUCUUCCUGCAUUAGCUUGUCAAUGUUUGUGUUGAUUUUGUGUGUAGCUUUGCCGGUUGGUAUUUGCUUUGUUGUAUUUGCUUAUUUGCUGUUAUAUG
Bolinopsis microptera is the source of this 2203-nucleotide messenger RNA. RefSeq lists its product as uncharacterized. The record is from RefSeq and is a predicted model, not a curated record. NCBI's taxonomy places the organism in Eukaryota, Metazoa, Ctenophora, Tentaculata, Lobata, Bolinopsidae. The transcript has 2 exons. The coding region runs from base 86 to 1462 and encodes 458 amino acids.